Penicillium subrubescens is the source of this 2523-nucleotide messenger RNA. RefSeq names its product glycosyl hydrolase family protein. The coding region runs from base 1 to 2523 and encodes 840 amino acids. The transcript has 5 exons. The record is from RefSeq and is a predicted model, not a curated record. Gene Ontology annotation, biological process: carbohydrate metabolic process. Gene Ontology annotation, molecular function: hydrolase activity, hydrolyzing O-glycosyl compounds. Lineage: Eukaryota; Fungi; Ascomycota; Eurotiomycetes; Eurotiales; Aspergillaceae.
AUGCCGGAUAUUCACGCUUUCGCGUCUGCCAAUGGCUCGAGUCCUGAGUCUCAUUACAGAGAUCGGUUAUCUUAUCUGUCACUAGAGGAAAAGGUUUCUCUACUUUCUGGUGUCAGUUUCACAAGCACUGCUGGAAUAGCCCGACUAGGUAUACCUUCCUUGAAGGUCAGCGACUCGAUCAACGGUGUUCGUGGUUCCCAAUCACAUCUCGAGGACACUGGUACAGCUUGUUUUCCGAGCUCGACCUGCCUUGCCUCAACAUGGAACACCAGUCUUAUGAGAGAAUUUGGCAAAGAGGUUGCCAUACAAGCCAAAUCGAAAUCAGUACAAGUUGUGCUCGGCCCCAACAUCAAUAUUCAUCGAGAUCCACGAGCCGGUCGCAAUUUUGAAGCAUUUAGCGAAGAUCCUCUUGUCACCGGCGAGCUGGCCGCUGCUAUCGUUGAUGGAAUUCAGUCUCAGGGAGUGGGUGCCUGUGUGAAGCACUUCGUCGCCAACGAAAGCGAGACAGGCCGCCGACGCUACAAUGUUGAUGAGCCCGGCGAUAGCAGGACAAUGCGAGAAUUAUACUUGCGCACAUUUCAACAUUUGUUACGUCGGGCCAACCCUGUUGCAAUAAUGACAGCGUACAAUGCACUCGACGGCCAUUUCUGUAGCCAGACUCCUCUUAUCAAGUCAUUGCUCCGGGAUGAUUGGAAAUUCGAUGGUUGUAUCAUGUCCGACUGGUAUGGGACUAAGAGUACGAGCGAAGCUCUGGAGGUUGGCCUCGACCUCGAGAUGCCUGGGCCAUCUGUCUACCGUGGCUCGAAACUAUUGGACGCAAUCAAGCGCAAAGAGGUCUCCGAGGAAGCACUCAAUGCUGCCGUGGCAAAUGUUUUAUUAAUGGUCGAUCGGACUAGCCCUAGCCACAGCGACAAGGAAGAAGAAUCGUUGAUCUGCGAUUCAACCAGCGCCAUGGCAUUGAAAACGGCAUCAGAGGGAAUCGUACUACUGAAGAACGAACACAACAUUCUCCCACUUGACCUGACCGGUGAUUUGAAAGUCGCUCUUAUUGGAGCUGCUGCUGUCAAUCCAUCUAUUACUGGUGGGGGAGCGCAUGCGCGAAGCCUCAAUAUCUGCUUCCAAGAUGCGUCUAAAGAUCCCACGCAGGUGUCCUUUGUGCAUGGUGUCAACGCUCAUCAUGUCAUACCCCUGAUGCCCGUCAACAUGAUGAAGUCCCGAAAUGGUCUCCCUGGUGUGACUGUGGACUAUUACUUGGAUAGUUCUGACACGCCUGUUUAUUCUGAGCAUUCCGAGCAGCCUGUCGUGGUGAUGCUUGGAAGGUUGAAACCAGGUCUGACUCAAACUGGGUUCCAUUAUAUCAUGGAAACAACUAUCACCGCAAAUGAACGUGGCAAACACACGUUAGCUGUGCAAGCUACUGGUGAAUUCACAUUAUGUGUGGAUGGAAUUGAGAUACUCUCAAAACCCGCCCCAGUCAUGUCUGUCGAAGAUUUCUUAUUUGAGCCGAAGAAAUUGGAGAGUGCCAUUGGGUUCCAAAUGGAAGCUCAUAAGCCUUAUAAAGUCACAUUGAAAACUCAUUCUCGCGAUGUCCCUUCGGCCGAUGGGGAGCUAUCUCCUCAUUCGGCAAAAUUGUGUUUCAUAGAGGAGCACAACGAUCGCGUCGCCAUCGCUGAGGCAGUCACCGUAGCUGCUCGCUCAGACGUCAGCGUUAUCUUCGGAGGUCGCACACACGAACACGAGUCUGAAGGUUUCGACCUUCGUACCCUGACACUGCCCGAGAACCAAGUCCGGAUGAUAAAAGCAGUUGCUAGUGUAUCCAAGAAAACAAUCUUUGUUAUGCACUGCGGAAAUCCUAUCGAUGUCUCUGACUUUAUUGAUGACGUCGACGGAGUCCUGGCAGCUCAUUUCCCGGGACAAGAAGGAGCACAAGCCAUCGUCGAUAUCAUCGCCGGAAAGACAAAUCCUAGCGGAAAAUUGGCUACCACGUGGCCCAUACGGCUGGAUGAGAGCUCUGUUCCGUCAUUUGGAAACUUCCCAGCUCGGGACUAUGGCAAUGGACCGGUCAUUCGAUAUCGCGAGGGUUUGCAAAUGGGCUACAGAUCUCCCAACAGGGCGUCUUCUAUCCGCUGGCCCUUCGGAUAUGGCUUAUCAUACUCUACCUUUGAGUACAAAAGCUUAGAGGUCAUUGUUUAUGAAUCCAUGAGCCGUGAUUCGCCUCUCAAGAGCUCCAGCAAGACAGUCAAUAUCGCCGUGGACGUUCAAAACACGAGCGAUAAGGCUGGAUAUGAGGUCAUUCAGGUUUACAGCCAGCCUCCGCUCCAUUCCAUGGUCUGGAGACCUCAGUCUGAGCUGAUCGCGUUCACUAAAGCAUGGCUUGAGCCGGGAGAAACUAGACGGAUCGGCCUCUCAGUGUCUCAGCGAGACAUUAGCGGCUAUUGGGAUAGCGCGGCUAAAUGCUGGCGGUCUCUCAAUGGCAGUUACAAGAUUGCUACGGGGGCUGUGCAGUUAAUCUGCAAAUCGUAG